GUCUGCGGAUGUUACGGCACUAACGCUAGUGAACCGAAGGAAUAAACAAACAUGUCGGUCUUUUAAAUGUACUUUUUUAUGAAUUAGUCUCUUCAGUCUCUCUUUUUCCCCUAAUAAGUAAUAUUUAUUUAACUUACUUUAACUGUUUAGGAUAACUUACGGUAACAGUUUCUCCUCUAGACACCAGCUAGUUGUUUCAGACGGCGGAUUAAAACAUGGCGUGAAGAGGGGUCCAAGGCAUCGCAAUUAACUUUAUUUUACCCCUGAGCCGAAUAAAGCGAGCGUCACGCAAGUGCGUCUGAUACCGCUCUAGGUGUCUAGGGCACUUUUGUUAAUUGUGGUCAUUGCACACUAAAUAAGCCCUUCAUCAUCAUGGCCUGGGCACUGAAACUGCCCCUCGCUGAUGAGGUGAUCGAGUCUGGGCUGGUGCAGGAUUUUGAUGCCAGUCUGUCUGGAAUUGGCCAGGAGCUUGGAGCUGGAGCCUACAGUAUGAGUGAUGUGCUGGCACUUCCCAUUUUUAAGCAGGAAGAGUCCAAUCUACCACCUGACAAUGAAAACAAGAUUCUUCCCUUCCAGUAUGUUCUUUGUGCUGCCACAUCACCAGCUGUCAAACUACAUGAUGAGACACUCACCUACCUCAACCAAGGGCAGUCUUAUGAAAUUCGAAUGCUGGACAAUCGGAAAAUGGGUGAGCUUCCAGAGAUCACAGGCAAAAUGGUCAAGAGCAUAAUUCGUGUGGUUUUUCAUGACCGACGACUGCAGUACACUGAGCACCAACAGCUAGAAGGUUGGCGCUGGAACAGACCAGGUGAUCGAAUCCUGGACCUUGAUAUUCCCAUGUCUGUUGGGAUUGUGGAUCCCAGGGCAAACCCUACACAGCUUAACACAGUGGAGUUCCUAUGGGAUCCAUCAAAGCGAACUUCAGUGUUUAUCCAGGUUCAUUGCAUCAGCACAGAGUUCACAAUGCGUAAGCAUGGUGGUGAGAAGGGGGUCCCAUUUCGCAUCCAAAUUGACACAUUCAAAGAGAAUGAAGCAGGAGAGUACACGGAGCAUCUGCACUCUGCCAGCUGCCAAAUCAAAGUCUUUAAACCCAAAGGUGCUGACAGAAAGCAGAAGACUGACAGAGAAAAGAUGGAGAAAAGGGCUCCACAAGAAAAGGAGAAAUACCAGCCAUCAUAUGAAACCACUAUCCUUACUGAGUGCUCACCAUGGCCUGAGGCCACAUAUGUCAGCAACUCUCCAUCACCGAGCUUUAGCACCCCCCACAACAGCUUCCCUACUGAAGGGAAUGGCUCACCGAAUCACCAGCCAGAGCCAGUGGUACAGGUAGCAGAUAAUCUAAUACCCACUGCAACACCUCAAGAGGCACAGCAGUGGCUCCAUAGAAACCGCUUUUCACCCUUCUGUCGUCUCUUCACAAACUUCUCAGGGGCAGACCUGCUUAAACUAACUAGAGAAGACGUCAUUCAGAUCUGUGGACCAGCCGAUGGUAUACGACUGUUCAACUCCCUGAAAGGAAGGGUGGUUCGCCCAAGACUCACUAUCUAUGUGUGCCAGGAGUCUCAGCAAGCACGAGAUCAACAGCAAAAACAUGAGAACGGAGAUGGUGCUAGCAAUACAUUUUUUGUGUACCAUGCUAUUUACCUGGAGGAUCUAACAGCUGUCGAGCUGACUGAGAAAUUGGCUCAGCUUUUCAACAUCUCUCCACGCCAGAUCAGUCAGAUCUUCAAGCAGGGACCCACAGGCAUUCAUGUUCUUGUCAGCGAUGAGAUGAUUCAGAACUUUCAGGACGAGAUGUGUUUUGUGUUGGACACAAUGAAAGCUGAGACGAAUGACGGCUAUCACAUCAUCUUGAAGUGAGAAUGCACAUAGGGCGGAGAAGUUGGCACCCAUUUUCCAGCAGAUUAAUCUUAAAUGGUAUGGUUCCACACAGUCCCUGCCUUCACCCUUCCGGGAAUUUAUGAUUAUGAUUGUUUUUUUGUUUUUUUACAAUUGUAUUGUUCAGGCAAUAGAGGCCACUGUGGUAAAGUGGAACUGCAUCUAGCCAGUUAUAAUACCUUACUGUUUUAUUCUCCAUUGAGUGUCUGUACUGCCAGUACUAUUGGACAGCUGAUUUUAUUCAUUUGCAUUUUAUUGCUUAAGUUAUCCUUUCUUUAAAAGAAUCUCUUUUUUUAAUGUCUAUACAUCUAAGCACUGGUGUGCCAGAGCCUGCUGCCUAAGAAUGACUAAAUAGGUAGAAUAGCAUUAGCAGACAUGGUCCAUCAACUCGUUUGCAUCCCCUGCCAACCUUCCACCAUUUAUUAAUAUUUCAAGUUAUUAUCUACCAUGCAAGGCAAAAAUCAUAGUAAAAGUGUAAUCAAUAAUUAGACCUGAUGGGGCCCCUAUAUUGAUACCUCACUGAAACAGUUGUUUCAAAAUUGUUGCAUGGUUAGCUUAUAUUAGCAAAAUAAAUUCUUUCAGUAAUUUCCCCUGGCUUGUAGCACUGCUGCAUGACUUUUAGGUACUGUUCUUUAGCUUAUUUAAACAAGUGUUUUCUACAAAGUAACACAUACUUUCUUGGUGCUUAUUGUAUUUCAAUUCUAAAAUUUUAAUUCAUUUGCUGAUUCACAACAGUCAAAUAAAUGGUUACACUACAUUUACUUGUUAAAUGUUUCACUAUACUGUGCAGACACUGGGCUUAAAUGGCAACACCAGUUCUUUACAUCCUUCAGAUUUUUUUUUUUUCUUAUCUUUUAAUACAGGCUUAUUCAUUAGAACAAGUUAUUACAGAGAUAUAUUCAGACGAGGUGUUUUUUCUAUCAUGUUUUAUGUAAGUAAACCAAUUUUGUUGUUCAUCCAAAAAAUAUCAUUGUUAGACUUUUUUUUGGGUGCAUUCUAAUAAAUUUUUUUGGUGUGAACAGCAUAUUUCUUAAGUGCUUUUUAAGGUAAAGCGGGAUAGCUAUGUUGGAUAUGUGCAAAACAUCAGUCACUAAAACAAAGAAUCAUCUGUGUUCACUAUUUAUCAUGUCAUUGUAACAAUUAAAACAGGUUACCCAUGAACAUUUUUGCUUGUGUGUCAGCCUUGCUUCAACCAGUUUGCAGCACCUCAUUAAAUAUUAACAGUUUGUACUGAGUA
Clarias gariepinus (North African catfish) is the source of this 3115-nucleotide messenger RNA. It is a transcript of the gene tfcp2, whose product is annotated as transcription factor CP2. The transcript is spliced from 16 exons. Gene Ontology annotation, molecular function: RNA polymerase II cis-regulatory region sequence-specific DNA binding; DNA-binding transcription activator activity, RNA polymerase II-specific. The record is from RefSeq and is a predicted model, not a curated record. The coding region runs from base 373 to 1860 and encodes 495 amino acids. Lineage: Eukaryota; Metazoa; Chordata; Actinopteri; Siluriformes; Clariidae. Gene Ontology annotation, cellular component: nucleus. Gene Ontology annotation, biological process: regulation of transcription by RNA polymerase II.